AUGUCAUCGCUGAGGCAGCGGCUUCUGCCUGGUUGGAUCUACAAGACGGAAGAAUGCCCGAUAUGCCUGUCCUUCUUCUCCACUGACAUGCCACCCGGCCCGGACCCCCGAACCGGACUGGACCCCAAAUUCAAGCCCGAUCGCCGCUUACUGCAACCAGAGUACCAAAACCGUUGUCACGGCUGCUGGAUAGCCCGCUUCACAAUCUCAUUCUUCAGUCAUGUUCUCGACAACGUAGACUCAAAUGACAUGCGAGAUGCCCUGUUCUACAUCGACGCAGACGUUGACGGCACGAACAUUGUUCUUACCGCAAGGAAAGGAGGGCCAAGAGGCGGUUAUCUACUAUCGAAAUUGCAACUGCUUAAAACAACGCUACCACCGGCCCAAGGUUACAUGCAGUCCUGUCUGCGAUACUUGAUCUCAGUCCUUGACCCCAACGCUUACAACCCGCUGCCGGUGUAUGUAGCCCAUGCCUAUGAGUCUUCACCCAUCGUAGGCCACACAGGGUCUCCAGAUACUUUCAAAAAGAUUUUUACGUGGUUCGAGGAAUGUGUCGCGCAGCAUCCGGACUGUGGCAGUGGACUCAGCAUACACCCGAUGCCAACUCGUCUGAUUGAUAUCUCAGACAAAGGCAAUAUGCGAUUGGUUGAACAUGUCACCACAAGAAGCCACUACAUCGCGCUCAGCCACCGAUGGAUAGAAGCUUCCAAGAUGCCGCGAUGUGUGAGCACCAACAUCGAAUCGCUGAAGAAGAAUGUUCCUUGGUCUGCUCUUACCCGGAACUUCCAGGACGCCAUCAUAUUCAUCAAAGACUUUGCCUCAUGGUAUGCGAAAGACCACCCAGAAGAAGAACCCAUUCGAUACGUCUGGAUCGACAGCCUGUGCAUCAUCCAGGAUAGCGUUGCAGACUGGGACGCAGAGUCAAAGUUGAUGUGUUCUGUCUAUGAGGGUGCACUCCUCACUGUUGCAGCAGCGGCCGGGCCUGAUGGCUGCUUUGCUGAAGCUGACCGCGUCUACAAGGGGUUCGAUGUUACCAAUCCUCAACGCCAAAACCCGAGACUGAUGCUGCGAAAAAGCCUACCGGAUCAUGAGAAUGAGUAUGAGAUGGCUGGGAGGGAACAUGUCAUGCAGCAGAAAGGUCUUCGUACGCCUAGCAGAUUGGAUCUGAUGACAAGAGGAUGGGUGAUGCAAGAAAGACUACUUUCUCGCAGGUUCGUCGUCUUCGCCCCAAACGAAGUCAUGUGGGAGUGCUUCGAAGGCUCCCGAUGCGAAUGCGGCAGACUCUCUGGCAUGACGGGCCAGUUAAAUCUUGAGGGAGAGGAAGGCAACAUGAGUCAGGUUAACCAAAGAUCCUAUCGUUUCCACGACUCUAAGCGGGUAGAGGAUCCGAAUUAUGCACUCCUGCCGAUGCCGCUCAAAAUGGCGUACUAUGCCUCAUUAGACGACAAGGGUGAACAUGCGGCACGGAACCUCCGCAACUGGUGGCGCCGGCUGGUUGAGAGAUACACGACACUAGACCUAACUCAAGAAUCAGACAGGCUGCCCGCGAUAAUGGGUCUCGCAAUCCAAUAUAGCCGCCGGACUGGGCAAGAAAUGAAGGAUUACGUUGCAGGGAUAUGGAGGAAGUCACUUCCCUUAGACUUGCUAUGGCAUACAGAGAAUCCCUCCAGUGAAUCUAUCUCCAAAACUUCGAAGGUCAAGGAAACACCAUCGUGGUCCUGGGCAAGCUGCCGAAGUCAGGUCAGAAUGCCUCGAGAGGGGAGCAUGGAGAAACCGAUAUACUACGCUGAACUGACUUGUGUCAACGAUGGUAUCACUGUCGGUCUGAGAUGUGCUGUUUUCACUGACUUGAGUGAAAGAGCAAGAGACGAAACGUUCCCGAUUACCGUGUUGCAUGACUUUCCUGACAGAGCGGCAAGUCUUGCUCCUUCAAUCUGGGAAGCUGGGGCCGUAUUUGCUCAAGUGCUCAGAGCGGGUGAAGGCGAAGAUACUACUUGGAUGUACCUUCACAUCAAGCCCAUCAAGUCUGUCCAAGGUGGCGUGAUCAAAUACAGCCGGGAUCUUGUUUCAAGUCGGGAAGAACUGAAGAGUUAG
Colletotrichum tamarilloi is the source of this 2094-nucleotide messenger RNA. RefSeq lists its product as uncharacterized. The transcript has 2 exons. Bases 1 to 2094 code for a protein of 697 amino acids. NCBI's taxonomy places the organism in Eukaryota, Fungi, Ascomycota, Sordariomycetes, Glomerellales, Glomerellaceae. The record is from RefSeq and is a predicted model, not a curated record.